Messenger RNA from Rotaria sordida, 1311 nucleotides. The record is from the annotation of a GenBank genome assembly. Lineage: Eukaryota; Metazoa; Rotifera; Eurotatoria; Philodinida; Philodinidae.
AUGAUGAAUAAUAUUUGUCAUUCAUCAUCUCCAAUUGAUUUCAAUAUUGAAAAACCAUUACUAAUGGAUCAUCAAUCAUCAAUCACUGAAAAUGAUUCAGUCCAACAAUUUUUACAAAAAGACGAAAAGAAACCAUGUUCAUCAUAUUUGAAAUUAUCAGCAGAUGAAAAUCAAAAUUUUGGUUUAUCAAAUUUUCAAGAUCCACUUUUCUAUGAACAACCAUUAGAUUUUCAUUAUAAUCGAACAAUACCAACUAUAACUACAUCAGAAUAUGAAACAGGUGAUCAAAUUCGAUUAGCAAACGAUAUGAAAUUCAGUAAAAAUCAAAAACGAAUUUCUGUAUCAUCAUAUCAACAUGAAAUAGAUAAAAGUAGAUCAAAUUAUCGACAACAUUCAAAAUCAAAGAAAAAUAAAAAUCAAAUAAGAAAAAUGAAAGAGAAAAAGAAAAAAACAUCAAUUGAAAGUUUAAAUAAAAGAAAACAUAAAAAUAAAAAAAUCAAUCGAAAUCAUCUUCAACAAUUUCAACGUCAGCCGAAAAGUCGUCAACAAUUAUUUCUUAAACAUCAUCAUAAACAACAAGAAUUGUUUUUAAAUAAGAAGAAGAGAUUAUUAAAGCAACGUGUUGCAUUAAAAAAAGAAUCAAUAUUAAAAAUGAAUAAAAAUAAAUCUUUAAGAUCGACUCAACAUCGUCGAAGAUUUAAUAUUACUAAUAAUCGAAUCAAUUCAAAUAUUUCAUCGAAUCGAUCUUUGACUUCAGGAUUAAAAAAAAUUCAUUCAAUUUCUCAAUCUAAAACAAAAAUAAUUCGUAAUCAACACUUAUCUCAAUCAAAUAAAAAUCGAACUUCAUCGAUCUCUCAAUUGAUUGAUAAUCCAAAAACUCAAAUAAUAUCAAAUAAAAUCAAAUCUCAAGCAAAUCUAUCAACUCUUAAUCCAGUUUUACAAUCGAAUGGUCAACAAAUGAUAAAAAUUCGGUUAGCACCAAUAAAUGAAAAUGAUAAGAAUAUGAUGAAAUCUAUUGAAAUAAAUAAAGAUAAUAUUCAAAUGAAAAUGAAAUCAUCGUUAUUUCCAUUGAAAAAUAGUUUAAAUGAUAAAGUAUCAUCAACAUCAACAAUAAUGCCUUUAACAAAGAAUAAUGCACAAUUAACAAGCAAAAACAAUAAUAGACGUGGAUUAACAAUUAAACGUCAACGAAGUGAUUCGACAUCAAUGACACUAGAAAGAACAUUGAUAAGAUCAACAGGAACAGGAAUGAUUCUUCGACCAAAAACGAUCAUUAUUAAUAGUAUUAAUUCGACGAAACGAACAAAAUAA